Molecule: messenger RNA, 2078 nt
Organism: Entelurus aequoreus (snake pipefish)
Lineage: Eukaryota; Metazoa; Chordata; Actinopteri; Syngnathiformes; Syngnathidae
Gene: glra3
Product: glycine receptor, alpha 3
Exons: 10
Coding region: 233-1759 (508 amino acids)
Biological process (GO): regulation of membrane potential; chloride transmembrane transport; nervous system process
Cellular component (GO): neuron projection; synapse; plasma membrane
Molecular function (GO): chloride channel activity; glycine binding; transmembrane signaling receptor activity
Source: RefSeq, a predicted model, not a curated record
UCGCAAUCCCGCGAUGUGGGCGGGACUUGUUGGCCGACCUUUCGUGUUUUGAGUCGCUUCCCUAACAUUCUCCUGUCAAGCCGUGCGCUUUUCGCGUCCGUGGCGUGUUUUUGUGAGUGAACGAAACAAUGUCUUUUGGUCGUCCUCUCUGUGGAGCGUCUUCCAAGCGCUGUUCACCGGGCUCGACGCUCUAAUCGCCAGCCAAGGAACAAAAACGGAGCCGGGGGGAGCGAUGAGGAGGAAACAAUACUCUGUUGGCGUCUUCUUCCUUGUCUGGAGAGCGUCGCUUUUUCUCAGUGUUGGCCGGUGCAAGGAGGGUGACAAUGCUGCGAGAACUCGACAAGCCCCAAUGUCUCCCUCUGAUUUCCUGGACAAACUGAUGGGAAGAACAUCCGGAUAUGAUGCCAGAAUAAGACCAAACUUUAAAGGUCCUCCAGUGAAUGUUUCCUGUAACAUUUUCAUCAACAGCUUUGGUUCCAUUGCUGAAACCACCAUGGACUACCGGGUGAAUAUCUUCCUUCGUCAGCAAUGGAACGAUCCCAGGCUUGCCUACGCAGAGUAUCCAGAUGACUCUUUGGACUUGGACCCCUCAAUGUUGGACUCCAUUUGGAAGCCGGAUCUUUUUUUUGCCAACGAGAAGGGAGCACAUUUCCAUGGGGUUACAACGGACAACAAGUUGCUCCGUAUUUUUAAGAAUGGAAAUGUUUUAUAUUCUAUCAGACUAACAUUAACUCUGUCAUGCCCCAUGGAUCUCAAGAACUUCCCGAUGGAUGUUCAGACCUGUAUUAUGCAGUUAGAAAGCUUUGGUUACACCAUGAACGACCUAAUCUUUGAGUGGCAGGAGAAUGGACCAGUCCAAGUGGCUGAAGGACUGACACUUCCACAGUUCCUCCUUAAAGAUGAACCGGACCUCAGAUACUGUACCAAGCACUACAACACAGGUAAAUUUACUUGUAUUGAAGUGCGGUUCCAUUUGGAGCGUCAGAUGGGUUACUACCUGAUCCAGAUGUACAUCCCAUCGCUGCUGAUUGUCAUUUUGUCCUGGGUCUCCUUCUGGAUUAACAUGGAUGCGGCCCCGGCGAGAGUAGCUCUGGGUAUCACUACUGUCCUCACGAUGACAACACAGAGCUCAGGCUCCAGGACUUCUCUGCCCAAGGUCUCUUAUGUCAAGGCCAUUGACAUCUGGAUGGCAGUUUGUCUUCUCUUUGUCUUCUCUGCACUGUUGGAGUACGCCGCGGUUAAUUUUGUUUCAAGGCAACACAAAGAGCUGCUACGAUUCAGGCGGCCUCCCAAGAAGAGCAAGAACAAUGGAGGUGCAGUUGAUGCCGAUGAACUAGCUGAAUCGCUCCAUCGUGUUAAUACCGACAACGGCCUCAAAGAGUCAGACCCUCUCUCUGGAUCUGUGACCAACGUCCACGGCGCCACCUACAGGGAAGGGGAAGGACAGGAGAGCAGGCUGACCUCCGCGGCGGCUGUGACCUCCACUCCCAGCAACAGCAAGGACUCCAAGGCCAGCACUAACAAUACCGUCACUGUGCUGAACACUUCGGGGGCGACAGCAAACGCCACCCAAAACCCCCCAGGAGUGGCUUCCCGUGGAGGCGGGAGAAGCACAGAGGAAAUGAGAAAGUUAUUCAUCGACCGCGCCAAAAAGAUUGACACGGUAUCAAGGGCCGGUUUCCCCCUGGCCUUCCUCUUUUUCAAUAUAUUCUACUGGGUUCUUUAUAAAAUCCUUCGCCAUGAAGAUGUACAUAAGUAAUGGAGCAUUUGACACUGUAUACAGUAAGCACACACACACACAUACUGGUUAUCAUUUGGAAUGGGGACCAAGUUUUUGAUCAUCACUUGUGGGGACCACCCUUUCUACAAAAAAUGAGGUAAAACGGCCACGGCCCAGUUAGCUCAUACACGUCUUUAAAUCUCUGGAUUGAUGAAGUAAUGUGCUGAUCAUUCUUACUGGGGACCCUGGGGGAAAAAGAGUUAAUAUGGUUCAUGGGGACCAAAUUUAAAUAAUUUUGCAUAAUUCACACAAAUUUGUACGUGACUACUGAGGACCAUUUAUUAAAAAAAAAUUUAAU